GACGGAAGAAGUCACCGGCGGCGAAGCACAAGACGGCCGCAUCUGGCAGGGAAGUUAGUUACAGUGGUAGUACUUCUGUUUUUGGAGCAUCAACAUCAACCAAUUAGCUCGCUGAAGCACAAAGGACCGACGACGAUGUCGAAGCUGACAGUUUUCCUAACGUUAGCGUGGGCACUGAGCCUUCUCUAUGGCGAGAUGUUCGCUUUCUGGAUUCCCUAUAUCUGGUCGUGUUCUUGGCCUCGCCCACCUUCCUCUGUGAGCAAAGUAGAUAAUCCUGGUGAUUAUGUAAAAAUUGCUGUCCUUGCCGAUCCUCAGCUUAUGGACAAAACUUCCCUCCGCCUUGCUCCAAAGUCCUUGGCUCUAGAGAUGGCUCAAUUCUAUACAGAUUUGUUCAUGCGUAGGGCGUUCUUAUCAUCUAUUUUUCCAUUCAAACCAGAUGUUAUUUUGUUCUUGGGUGAUUAUUUUGAUGGUGGACCUUUCCUGACUGAUAAAGAAUGGUUGGAAUCCUGGAGCCGAUUCAAACAUAUAUUUAACCUGGAUAUGCUUCAGCAAACUACAAAUAUUAAAUUGUUCUACCUCGCAGGGAACCAUGAUGUUGGCUAUGCUGCCUUCCACUCACGUAUGCCACAGGUUAUCAGACGCUAUGAGAAAGUAUUUGGUGUGAGGAAUUACCAUUUCACAAUUGGAGCAGUAAACUUUAUUGCUGUUGAUGCGCAAACAUUGGACGGGAAGCCCCAAGGAAUAGAGACUGCUACCACAUGGAAUUUUGUUAAAGAAGUCUCCAAGAAUAUUACUUCAAGGCCUAGUGUUCUGUUAACUCAUAUCCCACUUUAUAGACCAGAUUGGACUUCAUGUGGUCCUUAUCGUGCAUCACCAUUUAUUAAUCAGAGGAUUAACCGUGAUGACCAUGAUAAGGAGAUAUUGUACCAAAACUAUGUGACUGAAGAACAUACAAAUCACUUGCUGGAGUUGAUCAAACCUGUAUUAAUCCUUUCUGGGCAUGACCAUGAUCAAUGUACAAUAGUACACACAACGAAGCAUGGUGCUGUAAAAGAGCACUCUUUAGGGACUAUAAGUUGGCAGCAAGGAAAUCUGUUUCCCUCUUUUAUGUUGUUAUCUGCUAGUAAUCUUACCUUAUCAGAUGGAUCUCAACCCGCAGAUGCCGUCUCCACUAGAGUCUGCUUUCUCCCUGCUCAAACACACAUUUAUAUAUGGUAUCUUCUGAUGUUAAUCUUGACAGUUCUUGUCCUCUUCUGGCCCACAAAUGGAUUUCCUUUGCUGCAUCAAUGCAUGAGAAGUCUAAUUAGUUCGAGCAUAUUUGAAGGGGUGAAAGAAAAAAUUGACGAUGAUUUUUGUGAGUAUGAGGAAGUUUGGGAUGUUGAAGGGUCAAUGCACCUCAUAAGGAAAAUCUCUAAGGCUUCACCUCCUACACACUCAAGUCACUCUUCUAUGGAAAGUCUCUCAUAUACAACAGCCAAAACCGGUGUAAUCGCAACUGCUUUGAAGCCUGGGGGAGGGAGUCAAGUUGAAUGCAACCUUACCCUUGUGAAAUAUAGAGAGGUUUUUGUUAGAACUUGAUCCAUUGCUACAUUAACUAUCUAAAACUUCAUAGAAACUUCAAUAAUGACUAUUUUGGCUCCAUUAACAUUGUGAGUCUAUGCAAUAUUAAUUUAAAUUUAUAAAGAAAAUGAGUUUGAUAAAAUACUCCCUCCGUCCAACAAAUAAAGAUCUCGUUCAUUA
This is a messenger RNA of Cuscuta campestris, 1740 nucleotides long. NCBI's taxonomy places the organism in Eukaryota, Viridiplantae, Streptophyta, Magnoliopsida, Solanales, Convolvulaceae. The record is from the annotation of a GenBank genome assembly.